This is a messenger RNA of Rotaria socialis, 573 nucleotides long. The record is from the annotation of a GenBank genome assembly. NCBI's taxonomy places the organism in Eukaryota, Metazoa, Rotifera, Eurotatoria, Philodinida, Philodinidae.
AUGGAUAAUAUACAUGAUCAUCAAAAUGCCAAAAUCUUAACGAUCACAACGUAUAACAAUAUCAAAACCUUCAAAAAGUUAAAAUCAAAUCGUGAUCUUGAAUUAAAACAAGAAUUAGUAAAAAAAAUUCGUUCACGUCUUUAUGAAUGUUCACAUUUAUUUGUUGUUCUUCUUUUUAAUGAACGUACAGAUAAAUUACAAACAGUUCGUGCACAUUUUGCACCAUCAGAAUACUUCAUAUUUUUUCUUUGGAAAAAAUCAUGGUAUGCAAUUUGCUUUAGGACGAACUCCACCAACAGAAUAUUACCAGCAUUAUCAAAAGUAUCACCUUAUCUCGUUGGAAAAAUGGAAAUAGAAGAUUAUGCAAGAGCGGGAAAUCGUGUUAAAGAAACUGUUACUGUUGAUGAAGGAUUAUUAGAUGGUCUUCAACAUACAAUGGAACCCCUUUUAAGAUUCUCAGGUGAUGUUUUAACACCUGAGCAAGCUAAAUUAUUGAAAUUAUUUCAACGUCCUUUAGCACAAUUUAAAAUUAAAGUUAAACUUCAUUGGAAUAAAAAUAAUGAAAAAGUUUAA